Molecule: messenger RNA, 783 nt
Organism: Aethalodelphis obliquidens (Pacific white-sided dolphin)
Lineage: Eukaryota; Metazoa; Chordata; Mammalia; Artiodactyla; Delphinidae
Gene: FAM163B
Product: family with sequence similarity 163 member B
Exons: 2
Coding region: 151-639 (162 amino acids)
Source: RefSeq, a predicted model, not a curated record
GCUGCCUCCUGCACGCAGUUGGGUUUUUUGUUUUCCCUUUCGGAGCGCUUCCUCAACCUCCUAACCUAGAACAGCUUCCUUCUGCAACGAGCUGACAACGUGGUGAAGCUGGUGCUGUGCGUUGCAGGCUGUUGAUGGAGAAGGGGGCGGAUGACAGCCGGAACUGUGGUCAUCACCGGGGGCAUCUUGGCGACUGUGAUUCUGCUUUGCAUCAUCGCGGUUCUGUGCUACUGCCGGCUCCAGUACUACUGCUGCAAGAAGGAGGAGUCCGAGGAAGACGAGGAGGAGCCCGACUUCGCCGUGCACUCGCACCUGCCCCCACUGCACUCGCACCGCAGCCUCGUGCUGACCAACGGGCCGGCGCUCCACCCGGCCACCGCCGCCUCCUUCAGCCAGAAGUCCCCGCAGGCCCGCGCCCUCUGCCGCAGCUGCUCCCACUACGAGCCGCCCACCUUCUUCCUGCAGGAGGACGAGGGCGUGCGCAACGGCGGGGAGCGCGUCGCCCACAAGAGCGUCAGCCGGGAGGACGUGGCGCUGCCGCCUGGGAGCUUCGGGGCCCUGCAGGCCCUCAACCCCAGCCGCCUCUCGGCCAUGCGGGAGGCCUUCUCGCGGAGCCGCAGCAUCAGCACCGACGUCUGAGGGCGCCCCCGGCCGCCGACAGGUCCUGAGACCACGGUGGGGUCCCCACGGCGUCCCAGCCUGGCCCUGGGCCGGGACCCAGGCUCGGCCCAGCCUGCCUCACAACCGCGUCCUCACGGGGGCCCGUUGGGGAGCUCCGGGGCU